CUGAAGGAAGUGAACGUUCUGACGGGGGAAGAAAAUGAAUUCAAUAUUCUACAGCUCAAUGCCAAGCUCUACCUCUUCGACAAAGAGACGCAAAACUGGCUUGAGAGGGGGCGUGGCCUACUACGACUCAAUGACAUGAUGAUUGACAGCAGUGAUAGAAAUAUUAUGAGAGCCCAGGGUAGUCUGCGUGUUAUACUGAACAUCAAACUUUGGUCCGGCAUGCUAUUGGAUAGAGCCAGCCAGAAGAGUAUUAAGAUUAGCGCCGUGGAUGCAGAGGAGGGCAUCAAGAUAUACCUUAUCACUGUUAGUUCUCUUGAUUGUGUAUGUGUGUGUUUGCGCGCGUGUGUGUGUGUAUAUAUAUAA
This is a messenger RNA of Helobdella robusta, 363 nucleotides long. RefSeq lists its product as hypothetical. Gene Ontology annotation, cellular component: nuclear pore; cytoplasm. The annotation marks the transcript as partial. Gene Ontology annotation, biological process: protein export from nucleus. The transcript is spliced from 3 exons. NCBI's taxonomy places the organism in Eukaryota, Metazoa, Annelida, Clitellata, Rhynchobdellida, Glossiphoniidae. Gene Ontology annotation, molecular function: GTPase activator activity. The record is from RefSeq and is a predicted model, not a curated record.